This is a messenger RNA of Colletotrichum godetiae, 339 nucleotides long. RefSeq lists its product as uncharacterized. The annotation marks the transcript as partial. Lineage: Eukaryota; Fungi; Ascomycota; Sordariomycetes; Glomerellales; Glomerellaceae. The transcript has 2 exons. The record is from RefSeq and is a predicted model, not a curated record.
UCUCGGGAAUGGACAUUUGGCCAAACCCCUCUGUUCACUUUCUCUACACAUCCCUCGGAAGACGAUACGCGGGAACGUCCUCGCCUGCCAGGGAACCCCACUAACUCGGUCCAGUUUAACCUCUCAUUCGAAGCCCGCCACGGCCUCAUCCAAAGUUUCUCUCUAUCCGGUUUGUCCUGCGGUCAAGAAACAACCACCAAGCUCUCGGGUUCCAUAACCAACACCCAGAUCUGGGAGGUCGCAGACUGGGCACAGCGUCUCCGUGCAGAGGGUUUAGACCGAAGCGAAGCGUCGACCGUGGGAGAGUGGUUGAACUCUUUGCUGGGAAGUGGAAACUAA